AAAAUCGAAGGCAAGUUUUAUAGAUAAGAACUUCCCGUAUAAAACCCAAACCCCUCCAAAUUCUCCCACCAAAUCCCCAGAAAGGAAAGAAGAAGAAGGAGAAGAAGAAAAGGCGGCGGCGACGGCGACGACGGCGACGACGACGACGACCACCUCCGUUCCCGACGACGACCCGUUGAUUCUUCUCAUGUACUGCCCGACCGCGCUGACGCAGGCGACCCGGCCUCCUCCUCCUCCGGGGGCGGUGGCGGCGGCGGAGUGGAGCCGCUACGAGGACAAGCUCUUCGAGUACGCGCUGGUGGCGGUGGCGGAGGACUCGCCCGACCGUUGGCAGCUGAUCGGGGACCGCCUGAACAGGCCCGCGUCGCAGGUGUUCGAGCACUACCAGAGGCUGGUGGCGGACAUCGACGCGAUCGAGUCCGGGCGGGUCGAGCCGCCGAGCUACCGCGACGAGCCCCCGGGGAGCGGCGGCCAGAUUGCGUUCGAGGCGAAGCCGCCCCCCCGGUUCAAGGACGCGGAGAAGAAGAAGGGAAACCCGUGGACCGAGGAGGAGCACAGGUUGUUUUUGCUCGGACUGCAGACAUAUGGCAAGGGUGACUGGAGGAGCAUCUCGAGGCACUUUGUCCACACUAGAACACCGACUCAGGUGGCUAGCCACGCUCAAAAGUUCUAUAUGCGGCAAAUGAGUUUGGGGAAGAAAGAGAGGAAGAGAACUAGCAUUCACGACAUCACCACGGUCGAUACCCCCCCAGUCCAGUCAUCUGUUAAUGAGAGUUUCAACCCUCCUCAAGCGGGCAAUGCCCAAGAUGAUCCGAGUUAUGAUUUUCCACAAGGCAGCAACUUUCAGCAGAUGCAACCUUUUCAACCAGCACCUUUCAUGAAUCGUUUGCCUGAUCAAGGGGGAGGGUCGAUAGGAUACGAUAACUUCAGCUAUUUCUUGUGAAGUGCCAGGAUUGAAGUUUUGUAUAUAGAUUAUAAAGCCAGUAUAAAGUAGGAAUUCAUUAUAGAUUUUAGUGGAAAAGGGGUAUAUGUACUUUAGGUUCUCACUCUUUUCUUUAUUUCAGUUCAUGUUGAAUCAUGUUCUGAAUCACUCUUUGAAAUACAGUAAAUUUUAGUGGGAAUCAAAUCUAUUCGGUAACUUACGUAA
Molecule: messenger RNA, 1147 nt
Organism: Syzygium oleosum
Lineage: Eukaryota; Viridiplantae; Streptophyta; Magnoliopsida; Myrtales; Myrtaceae
Product: transcription factor DIVARICATA
Exons: 2
Coding region: 188-943 (251 amino acids)
Molecular function (GO): DNA binding
Source: RefSeq, a predicted model, not a curated record